This is a messenger RNA of Alligator mississippiensis (American alligator), 844 nucleotides long. Its product is annotated as serine protease 53. Gene Ontology annotation, molecular function: serine-type endopeptidase activity. Lineage: Eukaryota; Metazoa; Chordata; Crocodylia; Alligatoridae. Bases 208 to 552 code for a protein of 114 amino acids. The record is from RefSeq and is a predicted model, not a curated record. The transcript has 3 exons. Gene Ontology annotation, biological process: proteolysis.
CAUCCAUCCAGCCAUCCAUGCACUUCUUGCCCGCCCCCUCCAGCACUGGGGAUCUGGGGACACUCACUCUAGGGUCACCAAUGGCCUGUCUCUCUGGCUCCAGCAGCACGGCUCUUGAAGCGCAGUCCCAUCCAGGGCAUCUCCUUGACGCUCACAGGCCCUGUGGCCUGUAACUGCAGCUACCAGAAUGUGUCCAUCUUGCCUGACAUGCUAUGCACGGUGCCGCCGAAGAAAAGCACCAGCUGCGAGGACGACGAUGGAGGGCCCCUGGUUUGCCAGGAGAAGGGCACGUGGUUCCUGGCUGGCGUCUCCAGCUUUGGUGACGGCUGCACUUUGAGGCGACGCCCGGCAGUCUACACGGCUGUGAGCUCCUAUGAAGACUGGAUUCAGGAUGUCACACGGGAGGGAUACUUCAUGGAGCAGCCCCUGCCCAUCCCGGAGAGCAGGGAUGCUGACAGAUGCCCCAAGGUGGAAGGCAACUCCAUCACCAGCUGGAUCAGCAUCUGGCAGCGGCCACUGAGAAGCUCACUCAGCCUUUCAAUUGGUGGAUGAAGGAGCAUCAGAGACCAAUUGGAUGCCCUCUUUGCCUGUGUCUUCGAUGCUGGGGUCAUUGGGAAUCAAAUUCCCACCCACAAAUCUGUGACUUGCCUCCAAUUGGUUCCCCUAACAACAUAGCUCCCCAGAAGUGGCUAGCACAUGGGCGCAGAGGCCCAUGGGGGUCAUGAUGUGGCUGGCUCUGGGGUGGGAUACGUAGUGCUGGACUGAUGUGGGUCUCCUGGGGGUGAGGGGUCCUCAUGGAUCCUCUACCUGGAGCACCCGGCCAAUAAAGUCCUUUGGGUUUGGU